Molecule: messenger RNA, 1330 nt
Organism: Owenia fusiformis
Lineage: Eukaryota; Metazoa; Annelida; Polychaeta; Sabellida; Oweniidae
Source: the annotation of a GenBank genome assembly
AUGGAGAAAGUGAAUGAAAAAGAUACAGAUACCCUAUGCUGUGUAACAUCAACAGCCCCUGUAAACAUUGCUAUGAUUAAAUACUGGGGUAAGAAGGAUACAGAUCUCAUUAUACCUCUCAAUGGAUCUCUGAGUGCGACCCUUGACCAAGGACAGCUUUGCGCUAAAACAUCUGUCGCGAUUAGUCGCAGCUUCAAAAAUGAUAGAUUGUGGCUGAAUGGCACUGAACAGUCAAUUGAUAAUCCUAGGAUCCAAAGUGUGUUGAAUGAAAUGCGACGCAGAAUUCGCAAAAGAAAGUUUGAUGAAUCUGAUCUGAGUGAAAGUUUUACACAAGGCAUGUCCAAAUGGCAUUUACAUAUUGUGUCAGUGAAUAAUUUCCCAACAGCAGCUGGUUUGGCUUCAUCUGCUGCAGGUUAUGCCUGUUUGGUGCAUGCUUUAUCAAAGCUGUUUAACAUCGAGGGUGAGGUGUCGUCCAUAGCUAGGGUAGGAUCGGGGAGUGCCUGCAGGAGCAUGUACGGAGGAUGGGUGGAGUGGCUCCCUGGGGAGGACACAGGAAGCUCAAUAGCUGUACAAGUCGCUCCCGAGGACCACUGGCCUGAAAUAAGAGUUCUGAUUCUUGUUGUUAAUGACCAGAAGAAACCAGUUGGAAGCACAGAUGGUAUGCAGGCCACAGUGAGAACAUCAGACCUGAUGCAGUACAGAGCCAAAAAAGUUGUACCAAAGAGAAUCAACAUGAUAAAGAAAGCCAUCUUUGAUAAAGAUUUUGAAACAUUUGCUGAAGUGACUAUGAAAGAGAGCAAUCAACUACAUGCAGUGUGUAUGGAUACCCACCCACCAAUCUUCUAUAUGAAUGAUACUUCAAAGCAAAUCAUCAGAUUUGUACAUGAUUUCAAUAAUGAAGAAAAUACCAUCAGGGCUGCAUAUACAUUUGAUGCUGGCCCAAAUGCUUGUAUUUUUCUUCUUGAAGAAAAUGUCAAAAAGUUUAUCUCAUCUUUCUCACGAAAAUUCCCUCCAAGCUCGUAUGAAAAUUACAUACGAGGAAUUCCUGUCAACUUUGAACAGCCAACUCCUGCUACACCUGUAAAAGGUGAUCUCUUGAAGUAUAUCAUUCAUACAAAGGUUGGUGCAGGACCUGCGAUAGUAGGUGAUGAGGCCGAAUCAUUGAUUGGAAAUGACGGACUUCCAAAAUAAUACAAUACCCGGUAAUAGUGAUACUCACAGGCGAUUGUUGAAAAUAUGGGUGUCAAAUUAGCAAGUGUUUGUCAUAAUAUGAUUUUAGAAUAGGCCUAAAGGUCCAUGUGCAGUGUGGCAAGUGAUUUUAGACGGUCAU